Girardinichthys multiradiatus is the source of this 5393-nucleotide messenger RNA. It is a transcript of the gene sp2, whose product is annotated as sp2 transcription factor. Gene Ontology annotation, molecular function: RNA polymerase II cis-regulatory region sequence-specific DNA binding; DNA-binding transcription factor activity, RNA polymerase II-specific. The coding region runs from base 127 to 1917 and encodes 596 amino acids. The transcript is spliced from 8 exons. Gene Ontology annotation, biological process: regulation of transcription by RNA polymerase II. NCBI's taxonomy places the organism in Eukaryota, Metazoa, Chordata, Actinopteri, Cyprinodontiformes, Goodeidae. The record is from RefSeq and is a predicted model, not a curated record.
GCGGAUUCCUUCAUGUCUUGGUCUUCAAGGCUGUGGAGAGCGAAUGUCGUCAUGAGCGGCUCAUCAACAGCUUAACCACAGCCUGCCUCUGACUCUGCUGUGUGUCUUCCAGAACAACAGGACAGCAUGGCCACUGUUGCUGUUAGUCCAAGUGAAUACCUUCAACCCUCCACUGCUUCUACACAACAGGACACACAGCCUUCUCCUCUGGCCCUUCUGGCUGCUACUUGCAGUAAAAUUGGACCCCCAGCUGCUCAGGCCCCUGUCACAUCUCCUCCAACUCAGCCGCAACCUCGCAGGCUUCAGCCCAUAAAGCCAGCUCCCAUAGCACCGGCUCCACCCAAAAACUUGGGUUUUCUUUCAGCGAAGGGCAAUGUGAUCCAGCUCCCUGCUGGCUUGGGAUCCUCAGCUCCUGGCAGUCCUAUUGUGCUUACGAUCCAACAGAGCCCUGCACGCACCAACACCUCCGGCCCUACCAACAUCCAGUACCAGGUGAUGCCACAAAUUCAGAUGAUGCCGCAGGGGGGUCAGAUCCAGCUCAUACCAGGCACUAACCAGGCCAUCAUUACCACUCCUAUGACUGUGCCAGCCCCAGCUGCUGCUGCUGCAACACCUGUCACACCACAGAAGACUGUAGCCAUUAAACCCUCGCUUAAGGUACGGAAGCCGAACAACACAGCUGCAAAUGCGAUGCAGCUGUCCAGUGGGUUCACACUACCCCUCAAUGUUGCAACUGGAGAAGUGGGCGGAUCUGCUGUCGUCACAGAGACAGCCGCUUCCCCUCCCACACCGGGAAAAGGACGGCGAGGGAGGAAGAAAAAAAUGGUUCUGCCAGCUGAACCUCCACCGGCUCCUGCACAGGCUGCCUCGCCACCACCAGAGCAGAUGGAGACCAUUUUAAUUGAAGCUGGCGAUAACAUAAUACAGGCGGGGAACAAUUUGCUGAUUGUGCAGAGUCCUGGGCAGCCAGCUAUGGUGCAACAGGUUCAGGUGGUUCAGCCUAAGACCGAUUCCCAGUUGAUUCAGAUCCCCCAGCAAGCAUUGAAAGUGGUGAAAGCUGCUUCUGCCACGCUGCCUCCUGUGCCACAGAAACAGCCUGUCACUCCAAGUCUGCAGGUGACUCCACCGGAAUCAACACCAACCCAGAUCCUCUUUAAAACAGCUUCAGGUGAGUGGCAGUCAGUUCAAAUUCAAGACCCAGGCUCAACGACAACAAGCCCUACGACCUCUGUUGCCCCCACUAACCCCACAUCGACACCUGCCACCAGCAAGAGAACACAGGCUGGGGUACGAAAGGAGCGCACUCUGGCAAAGAUCGCCCCAGCAGGUGGAAUGAUAGCAUUCAGUCCAUCGCAACUGUCCUCUGCAGCACAAGCAGUGCAGACGAUCAGCAUCAAUGGGGUCCAAGUCCAGGGGGUUCCUGUCACUAUCACCAAUGCAGGAGGCCAACAACACUUAACAGUGCAGACGAUGCAUGGUGGAGGCCUCCAGCUGGCAACAACACAGGGCCAGCCUGCCCUCCAGGUAGACCAGGCUCUCACGCUGGAGCUGCCCAUUCAGCCAGGGGAGAAAAAACGGCGUAUGGCCUGUACGUGCCCCAACUGUAAAGAUGCAGACAAGAGGCCUGGGGAGGUGGGGAAAAGGAAACACAUAUGCCAUGUCCCUGGCUGCGAGAAGACGUUCAGGAAAACAUCACUUCUCAGAGCCCACGUCCGGUUGCACACCGGGGAGAGGCCCUUUGUCUGCAACUGGGUCUUCUGUGGGAAACGUUUCACACGCAGUGAUGAGCUGCAGAGGCAUGCAAGGACGCACACAGGAGACAAACGCUUCGAGUGCAAUCAGUGUAAGAAACGUUUCAUGAGGAGUGACCACCUGACAAAGCAUUACAAAACUCACAUAAACACCAAGAACUUAUGAGCCCACUCUAAUAACACUCAGAACUUUGCUACAGGAAGGAGUCAUUAGGUACAGGAGGUGUGUGCAAUUCACACAUGGAAAUAUCCCAGAAGAAGCCCCAUAGAUUCCCUCACUCCUUCAGAAUGCUUUUGUGACACGGUGUACAAAGAAAUCCUCAGGCUGAUCCAGCAAAGUUAUUCAUGGCGGUCCAUUUUAGUUGUGCUUUUAAACAUAUUUUUUUAUUGUUUUAAAAGAGUUUGAAAGCAGAUUAGUUUGGAUUUUGCAACUUGGGAAGGUGUGGCUUCAGACACAGAUCCUUAACUCUUCAUCCUUGCUGUGAACUUGUCUCUCACACAGAAUGAUUCAGACAUCAACAUGCAAAUCGGACAUCCUGGACAGUUUCUAUUGCUAUUGUCUCAAAAAUCGACACAUUUUUUAAUUGCCCAAAAUAAAUAUUACCCCAGUGGAAUAAUUUUAUUUUUGGUCACCUUUCAUCAUAUCGUUUUUGUCCUUUCCCUUCCAGUUGAGGUAAAACUUGUAAAAAUCAAAAUGUUUAGUAUACAUCCACUGUUUUAUGUAGUUCGGGUUAGGUAACAGCCUCAUCUGAAUAAUAAUAAUAAUAAUAAUAAUAAUGGUAAACAUGUUAAUAAAGUCUUACAUACUGAUUAGCUUGCUAAGUGGAGCUUUACAUAGAACAGAACAGCCUUUAAUUUACAGGACUGAUACAUAGCAAAAAGCAUCAGAACAGAAGACUAAACACACUCACUGUGCCUCUAUAUUUUAUUUCUAAUGUAUAUGAAUCUACAAACAAUAACAAGGCCAGGAGAUCCGUUGCAAGUGAAACAAUCCAGUAAUUACCGCUUCAGAGUGAUCUGAAUGUAGCAAUAUGAAGAUAUAAUUAAUUUAAAGAUGAGCAAAGAAAUUUGGGAUGAAAUGAUACAAAAAUGCAAAAGUUUCCAGGAUUCCAAUUGGAGCUUCUUCAGCAAUUCAUAAAAGUGAUUAAGUGGUAUGUUGUGAUCAACUAUUAUAUAACUGUCAAACCAAAUGGAAACUUUUAAACUUUAAUUUUAAGCAGGUCAAGAAACUAGAGUGAGAAUAAGAAAUAACAUGAAAGUCAAACGUACAAAUUCACAGAAUCUUUUGUGACUUUGAAUGAAAAACGUUAUCUGGCCAACCACAUUUAGAAAAACUAGAUCAGCAUUCAGGUUAAGGUGGUCAGUCAUGUUUAAAUUACAGAAACAUUUGUUUUAGCUUUGCAGUCUAAUUAAGGAAGGUCAAACAGCCCUCUGGUGUAAAAUGACCUAUCUUCAUAGAAUCAUUUUACAACAUUCUGCCAAACAUUAUCACACUCAGAAAUGUUGACUUUCCUUAAAGGUUCUAAACAUUACAUUGAGGCACAGCAUUGUCUCAAAUCUUUCUUUUCCACUGUGGGAUUCAAACAAGCAUCCAGGUACGGUUACAUCUGAGGAUCUGAUUUCAUCAUGCUUGGUACUGUGAAAUACCUGAAAUAUUUAUUUUCUUCAAAUAUUUCUUCAUGGGAACUUUUGGUUCAUCUGCUGAGUUUCAGACUAAAUUCUGUACAGGAAGUAAAAUUCAACUUUAUUCUUAAACUUUACCCUUUAAGAUAGUAAUAAACCACAGAAGCAUUUUUAGCAACACUGCUUGAAGAAUACUUUUGUAGAAUAAAGAAUCCUCAGAGAGGGAAGAUCUGUAAACAGUUGUAAAUGAAAGCCCGCUCCAAGUCCAUUUGCUCCUUUACUAAAUCGUAAUCCCAGUACUUUCUGCACAUUGUGGUGUUGUACCAGUAAACAAAUAAUUGCAUAUCAGUUUAUUUCUCAUUGUAUUAUUGUUACAUGACUAAGAUAGUCACAAAAUGUCCAAAUUCCUUGUAUGAUUUAAUUUAAAUUAAAGUGAUAUUCUGAAGAAGUUCGCAUUAUACCCUAUUUGAAUUUAGUUUGGUUCCGAUAAUGUUUUGGGCCUGUUAGCCCUUAUGAAAUAUGGCAGAUCCACCUGGUUAAACAAGGAUUCCUUUAAAUAGCCUCCUCCUCAAAGCUAUCAUUUAUCAGAGUGAUAAAUCCACAUUUCCUUCCUAAAUGCAGCCUAUAUGAAUGAGAAUAUGGAAAAUUACUUUAAAUCCCAAGCUGUCAAAGUGGGAAGGAAUUGAUGCAUGAUUAGUACGAAACGUUCCACUGCAGACUGCUUCAUGUCUAACCCACUGAAAGGUUGGGUACAAAACUACCAGAACUACAACGGUACAAAAUGGCGAAGAGGCAAAAAGACCAGCACCCACGAUAGCCAGCCCUCCAUGUUUUUUAUGUUCCAGUUUAAAAACAUAGAGACGCCUCCAAUAUCCCAUCCAAUAUUAAGCUUUUUCCACUGCAAAGUUUCGACAUACAUUUUUCUAGCCCUUUUUUAUUUUAUUUUUACUGGAUUGGUUUUAUUAUUCGACAAUCAUCUCACAAUAUGCCAAGAAAUAGUUUUUCCCCACUGUAUCAUCGCUUAAUGUCUUAACAGUUUGCUAGUCUACAGCAUUGCUUAGAUGUUGCUGAGUAGAAGAUCCUGCUCUGAAUACAUGCUGUCCCUUUCUCAUAUACCAGGAUGUUCCUAAUUCUGAAUGACUGGUUCAGUUUACAGACCUUUUAUUUAAUGGAUGCUGUUAAAGAUCAGUUAUUUCAUCUAUGUUAUGUUUCGUUACAGAGUGUUUCUAAUAGACUUGCUGAUUAUUUAAAAGAAUAAAUGGGUCACAGCAGGAUGAUUUGAACUUAAAUCUAGUGUCAAGUUUUAGGACUUUAAGUGCUUCACAGGGGUAAUAGACUUUGUAUUUUCGGUGGCCAAUAUUUGGUGUAAUAUAUUUUAAAAAAAUGGUCUGAAGUCCACAUGGAUGGAAAAAAAAAGGCAUAUAUUUAUGUUUUUCAUAAAUAUGUAAAUACAGUGUUUUUUGGAACCAGUAAAUGUAGGAUAUAAAAGGUUACAUAGGUAUUUGGUUGGCCUUGGUCACCCUGGAAGGAAAGAACCUUGUACAGUUUUUAAGUUAAAAUAUAUAAAUAUAUAUAUAUUGUGAAAUUGUAUAGAUUCAUUCCUGCUUUGUAUUAUAUGUUUAGAUUUUUUUUUACUGAAUGAGAGAUGCCUUAGACAGCUGCGCCCAGUGUUUAACUGUUCUUUUCUGUCUAAUUCCGGGUAACAUUUGUAAAACUUGCUUUGUGUUUCUAGCUUAUGUUACAUAAUGUCAUGGGCACUGAUUAAACCUCUAGGUUCCAUGUGUAAAAUUAACGCUGAUUGUAAUUAAAUAUAAUUUUUAUUUUCAAAUAAUGGCAGUUCUGGUGCUCAAUUUCUGUAAAUAAAACGAUUCUCCUACAAGCCUCACCUAAUGUUCUACAGCCACUUUGUGUUUGCCAGGAGAAUACAGAGAACCAGCAAAAAAUCUUCUAUGUUAAAGGUUUCUUACACACAUUUGCUCUUUUUCUACAGUCACCUCCUAAAUAAAGUGCUCAAACCAG